Molecule: messenger RNA, 1906 nt
Organism: Tuber aestivum (summer truffle)
Lineage: Eukaryota; Fungi; Ascomycota; Pezizomycetes; Pezizales; Tuberaceae
Source: the annotation of a GenBank genome assembly
GGGGAGCACCAACUCAACCUGCAGGGCGACAAACUCGGCCUAUCAAAACCACGCCUGCACCAAAAUAGCGGUACGGCACAAGUGACUGGUGCGGUACUGUUUGAUGCGGUACUGUACAACAUCUCUACGGGGAUCGUUGUCGGAACGAGAAGCAAACUUCAACCUCUUGCCUCCAACAACCACAAUUCUCUGAUCAAACGAUCAACAAACAGGCGGACAGCAACAAAAAAAAAGGGGGGGGGAGACAAGCGACAAAAUGGCCAAAAGAAAACGGGCGCAAAAUGUUCUCCCACCUACAAGCCCGGUGGGCUCGACACCGGGUACCGAUCCCCCGAAAUCUACAAUGGGAAAGAGUGCAAAGCCGCGAAUCAAAAGACCCAACGCAACAGUCUACGACGCCGUCGCUAGCCGUGUGAAUUAUGCCGGUAUGAUAAGAACUGGAUUCGAAGAUAAGCAUGGGGAGUUCCGGCGGCGGUCAACGAGGGCCGUGCCAGCGGAUGAGGUGCUUGCUAGGAGGAAGAACGCGCCUGAGGUGAUUCCCUACGGGGAGGGGAUUGAGGAGGCGUUGCCGGAUACUGUGAGUUUGCUCUGGGAGGGAGGGAGGGCUACGGAGGGGGCUAAUUUAGGGGUCUGUGGUAGGAUUUAUUAAUCGCGAUACAUCAGUACUCUUCGGAUUUUUAUGAGGCGAAUGGCAUGGGACCGGCGAGUUAUCGAUCAAUGGAUGAGACGGCUUUGUUGGGUAUUGGUGGGACUCUACUCCUUGAUAUCGUGGUUGGGAUUGAGCUGACAGGAUGUGUUUGUAUAUUUGAGUGAAGGCGUGCUGCUUGAGGAGACUGUUAGGACCUAUUUAGGGAAAGAAGGCGAACUUGCACUUAUUGAUGAAGAAGUCUUUGACCCGAUUGAUCCUUAUGACAUUCGUAAGCAGAGGUCCUUGGCAUAUUCGCAGAGCCAGAGAGAGGCGGCAAAUUUGAAGAGGGUGAAGGGUCAGACAGAGGGGAAGAAGAAGAAGAAGAAGAAGGUAAUCAAGAGUGAGGAUGAAGGGGUAGAAACCAAAGCUACAUUUGGAGUCGAAGUGAGAGAUGAUAGAGGAGGGGCUGCGGGUGAGAAAGAAGAGGAGUUCACAAAGGGACGGAGGAAGGGAAGCAGCCGAAGAAAGCAAGAAGUGCAGGGGGAAGGAUCAGGUCGACCAACUGGUGACUGAGGAAACGGAAGUAGGGGGUGAGGGUGGUAAUGCCGCUGAUCGUGGUGGUGGAGACAAUGAAAUGAUCAUAAACAGUGUUUAACUGAGAUGCUGCUGAUCAGGGGCAUAUGAGCUAAUUUAGGGUUGCGAUAUCGGUUUUUCUGUAACAUCCAUGCCUUUCCUGUGCUCACUUUAUCACAACGGGGGGCACACGAAACCACGCAUUUUUUUAUUUUUUUGCCCGGAUGGGAUUGGACUUGCUACCGUAAGGAGUUUUGAACUCCUUGCUAUUCUCACGGGACACCUAAGCCUAGUUAGAUUGAGGACGUCUAUUUCUUGCUGGCUCUUCGAGACUGGUGUUUGGCGUUUCUGAAGGGGUUGUGACUGGGGCAUCGUGAUUCGGCAUCCAUAGCGUGUCUGAUACAUAAUUUUCGCUCUACUCUCACUUUCAGCAUGGCUUUCUCUUGUAAGACGUCUACUGUAAAUAAUUCAGGGAAGGGCAUUUAAGCAUCUAACUUAAUUUUAGGUGGAUUAUUUGGUAGGCAAUCCAUAGCUCAAUCUAGGGGCGUGCUUGUGGAUUACUGCUGUGUUUGAUGUUUGUGUAAUUUUUCUGGAGAGGCUGCGUGGACUUAGCUUUUCUUUGGUGCGUGGGCUGUUCGCCUCCGAACCUUCUUGUUCUAUAUCAACUCCGUCGUCAUUGCCGCGAGUGAGCCUCGGCGGUGGCUU